GCUGAUGUGUAUGCCAGGGGCUAUUUUUUCUCAGACUGUUAGAAAGUUUGCUCCAAAGGAAAAUUAUUUGACAUGGGUUUUCAGUACAUUAAGGAUUGGAAACAACUUGCAACUACAGAUUUUGGUGUGGUUAUAAUGGGAAAUGAAAUAGACAAAAUUGAACUAGAGUUUCUUGAGAGUUGCGCUGACCAGAAUAACUUGUCCAUGAUGAAAAAUUAUUUAAAUGCAGCUCAGAGACAUCAGAGUGUUGGUGGUGAAAUAAUAUGUGCUCGAAAAAUUCUAGAUUCUCAUCUGCAUUCAAAGUCCUCCAAGUAUGUAUGGGAAGAUAAUUUUGUUUCCAAUCUGUUAAAACAUUCGGAACGGAAGAUCGCUACAAAUCAGAUUUCUGUAGAAACACUGGUUUGCUUUUGGAAUCUUUGGAAAGAUAAGAUUGGAAACAUUAUUGAAUUCCUCAGAUGUCCUGAAACCCAAGCUGUUAAAGAAUAUGUUGAUUUUUGCCUGAUUUUCUUUGGAGUGCGGAAGCAGUUUCAUAAUGAUAAAGUCAUCUAUCUUUUGCUCAACCCUGAAGCUGAUUGGGUGAAACAGUUGGAUCAUAGAUUCAUUCAUCGGAAUGGGAAGCUGGUUUCAAUCAAUUUUUACCAGUUUGUUUCAACUGCUCGAAGUUACUGGUGUUCAGAAUUACUUUCUGUUGGUAUGAAGGUUUUGGGCAGUGUUGAAGCCCUUUAUGAUUUAUCAUUAAAGAAUUCCCUCUCCAUGUUCUGCCAAAGCAUAUCUCUUACACGUAUCUAUGAGGUUGCAAAGUCUCUUUUGGAAUCCAAGUAUCUGGACCUAAGGGACCAUGAUAAUAAGACAUUGCGGCAAUAUGUUGAACUUUCCACUAAUAUCUUUGGCUACAUAUUUCCUCUGGACUGGCAGAUAUCAUUGGCAGAGAACAUGUUUUCUUUGAGAGGAACUGAGGUUAUGAAGAAUUUACUAAAGCAAGUGAUACAUCAAAACAUCAGCUCAACAGGUAGGCUGACGUAUGGGCAAAUUGGAAGAGUUGUAAUGGUAAUUCUUGGAUUGGGUAAGCUUGACAAUGAUUUAUUGAAGGAGAUUUUUGAUAGGUUUGAUGGGAUUCAUGAGAAUUCCUCCUGGAAGACCUUCAUUCAAACUGUGUGUGUGGAUAUGGGAUCAAAAUUUCCACUUGGUACCGUGCCUAACAAUAGUAGUGAAUCGCCAAGAGUGUUAUCCCUUCUGCUGACACUCAAGGAAGCUUUGGUAAAUACUUACAGGGCAGACUGGAUGAAUGAAGAGGACUAUAUGUCACCUGGUUGUUUUUUGCAUCUUGUUGAGCACCUACUGAUUUUGGUAUCAUGCUUUCAGGGUUACUUCAUCACUUCAAAGUCUUCUUUUGCUGAAUGGUUUAUCUACCAAGAGGGAGAUACCAGCCCAGAUUCCACUUCAGUGGUUGAAGUGCAACCAUUGCUUGGAAAUAUCUAUGACUUUGUUGUCCAUGAAGUUGUUAUGCGGCUUAUUAAUGAUAAGGAGGGUACAAUGAAAUGGAUCGAAAUGUCUAGAAUAAAUGCGAAAGUCUACUAUCCACUGCUGGUGUUGAGAUUGGUUGCCAUAGUAUGUUUGGCUCAGCUGAACUAUGGCAAUUAUUCAUAUUUACUUUUUGAUUUGCUUCAUAGGAGCUAUAUUACUGAGCAACUUCCAUCUGACUUUUAUGAUGUCCUUGGGAGAAGAUUGGACCAUUUGAACAAUGUAAAUGUGAUUGCUGAAGCAUUUAAAAAAAUUAACAAUCCUCUUGUAAUUGUGAGUUUGGGAAAAACUUGUUCACAAUUUCUAUGUCCUGAUGCCAUUUUUGUGGAUAUGACGGUAAAACAGUGCAGGGAGGACAUUGUAAGAGUCUUGUUUCCAAAGACAGUCAAAGCCUUGCAAGGUCAAACUGGAAUUAUUCAAGUGGAAACAACUAAUUCUUGCAGUGAAGUUCUUUCUUCAUGCAAUGAUGAUCAGGAGGGUUGUGAACUUGUACCUUCAAACUUUGUUUUGAACAACAUAAAUGGAAGCAAGCUGCCAAUGAAUUGUAGUUACUUUUGGGAAAUGCUUGAAGCAUUGAAGUCAUUGGAGAAUGGUAGAGAUCCAAAGAGCUUUUUUCCCAAUGCUCAAGUAAUCAAGGUGGAUGUGGACAAAAGUAUUCUCCUUGUGAGUACAAGCCUUCAGAACACUAUUUACCUUGAUGAUGAAAGCCUAUUGCAGGAAGUAUCCUGCAUGCUUGAUGAACUGAAGCUACUUUCUGCUGCUUUGGGUGUGAGUGAACCGGAGCUUGAGAAGAAUACGUCAACAAUUGGAGAACUUUCCAAGAGAUUGCUGUCAAGAAGGCCAAAUGUGGAGCCUAUAUUGAGUCAGCAAUUCUUGCAACAAGGCAUAAACAUUCUGGUAGAGACAUCAGAAACUAGAAGUACAUCUGUUGACCAGGAUAAUGAGGAUAAGUUAAAGGCUUUUAUUAGAAACUGAUUUUGUGUCUGCAGCCAAUUGUAAAAACAGUCAGGAAACAGAAAACAAGGGGGAAGAGGAACAAUUCCAAGAAAAAGAAAAUUGGUAAAGGAGGCAGGAAUAGAAGUUUCAAUGACAUCACAUGUUUCAGAAAUGUUCUUCAUAUGCACUC
Corylus avellana is the source of this 2647-nucleotide messenger RNA. The record is from RefSeq and is a predicted model, not a curated record. Lineage: Eukaryota; Viridiplantae; Streptophyta; Magnoliopsida; Fagales; Betulaceae.